AUGCCGCUGUGCCGGCACCGCAGCGCCCGCCCGCCGCCCCGGGACUGCAGCGGGGAGCCGGCACGGCACGGCACGGCGCGGCGCGGCGGCACACGUGGGCCGGGGGGCGGGCGGUCCCCGCGCCACGUGCGACCGGGAGCCGGCCUGCGGCGCCCCGGCGGGAGGGGCCGGCGGAGCGGAACGCUACGCGGGGCACCGAAGAGUUCGCGGGAGCAUCCCCGCGGCGGGCGGCACCGAGCGCCCGCUCCGCACCCGCACAGCGGCUCCGUACGGCCGCAGCCCUGCCUGAGUGACCCGGGACCGGCAGGGGUGGCUGCCCCUCGUGUCUUGAAGCGUUUCAAGGGCAGAGGGACAGGGGGAGCGGAGAUUUCCACCGGGCCCGGGCCCGAGUGCCUCCCCUCUGUUCGGGGCUCCGCCGAGCGCUCCGAGCUCCGGGACUCCCCGCCAGCUCACCGGGGCCGCUCCCGCCGCCCCUCGGGCUCCGACUCGAGGCCAUCGGGGCGCUCAGGGAGCCCCGCAUGGACCCCGGGAGAAGCCGGAGGGGGUUCCCAAGGGCGGGGAGCCCUGCCGGGACAGCGGGCUGCCCCUGCGCUCCGAGUGCCCCUGCUCCGGCUGCCCGGGCCUCUCGCACUCGGCCCGCCGGGCUCCCCGAGGGCGGCUCUAGGGUUCCCCGGCGCUCGGCCCGCUCUUGCGGUGGGAUUUGUGCCUCGGUCCCGAAGCCGCGCUGCUGCCCGCAGCCCCGGCGCUCCGGACCGCGGCGCGGAGGGUGUCCGCAGGUGGGUGCCGGCUCCCCCGCCGCGCCGGGUCCCUCACCAGCAGAUGGUGCUGCCGCCGCCCCAUCCCCGGGGCUGCGGGGCCCCGACGGACCGCACCUGGCCCGGCUCAGCCCUCCCGCAGUCAGCCCUCCUUCGCCGGGGCGCCAGCGGCACCGGGGCCCGCAGCCACGGCGGCCGAGGGCCCAGGGCCGGGCGCGUUAAGUGUCCCGGAGGUCUCAGACUCCUUGUGGGAAUUCGGGGCUUGCCCGGGAAGCGGCUGCUGACGGAGAGGAUGUCCGGUUAGGAUGGACAUUCCUUGAGGCUCCCGGGAUCGUCGGCAGCUGCCACCGAUCCCCGGCCCGACCUUGCCCCAGAGCUGACGGCCGCAACCGCGUGCACUUCUGCAGUGCGCCGAGCCCGGUCCGUCCUGGGGGCAGCGACGGAGCCUGGCCCUGGUACGGGGGUCGUGGGUGCCAUCACACCGUGCAUCCCCGAUGCGGACGUUUCCACACCAGGCUGCUGCCGCCCCUCUUCUUUCCGUGCCGCUGGUCGGGCACCGAUGGACUCGGAGGCAGGUGGGAAAGGGCGACCGGCGGCUCGAUUCUCUGUGCCCCGGUUCCCCGCAGUGCCCGACGGCCUUCGACCGGCAGAGCCCCAGCUGCGGGCAGGGCGCACCGAGCGCGUCGCUGCCGCGCUCCGGGCUGCUGGCGGCCCCCGGUCCUGCUGCGCCCGUCGGGUCCCGCAGAGCCUCCAGCGCUCGGUCGCGGGGGCCUCGCCCAGCACCGCGGGCCCCGGCGCGGUUUGGAGCUGACUCUUCCCUCAGGCUGGGGACAGGAGAGCGCUGCCGGUGGAGAAACCUCCAGGUGUGAAGGGAAGAACUCUCAUUCUCCUUGAUGUCAACACCAAGAGCCCUGUCAGGAUAAUCAGUGAGAAUUUCCUCUCCCU
Messenger RNA from Prinia subflava (tawny-flanked prinia), 1700 nucleotides. Its product is annotated as collagen, type I, alpha 1b-like. The coding region runs from base 1 to 1059 and encodes 352 amino acids. NCBI's taxonomy places the organism in Eukaryota, Metazoa, Chordata, Aves, Passeriformes, Cisticolidae. The transcript has 3 exons. The record is from RefSeq and is a predicted model, not a curated record.